AUGCCGAAUACAAUUGCUUACCAGUGGUCACAGACAGUCACACACCUUUCCCUGAGGCUGCGCAUUCCAUUCCUCAAAGGUAAUUUGCAACAGGAACAACGCGAUAGGCAACUGUCAGUCAUUCUUGCCAGCUGCUACCUCCGGGUGUGCUGGCCGCCCUGGCUUCUAGAAAUUGACUUUUGGGGAGAUGUCGCAUUUCGGUCUGCCACCGUCACUCCUGGAGUUGAAUGUUUGACAAUCAUUGUGCCCAAGGCCGAGGAGGGCAUGUGGGGCUCUUUGACGGCGGCGAGCAACCCUAAGCUGCAACAGAAUAUUACGGAGCGGAGGCAAUUAUCUCUUGCUGCGUACACCGAAUGGCAGGAACAGCUCCAGCAGCAGCGUAUAGCUGCACGCGAAGCACGCAAGCAACAACAGCAAAAGCAUGUUUGGAGGCAGGAGCAAGAGCAACGGGAGUGGCACAAACGCCAAAAGGAGAUUCAGGUCCAGCAGGUGCUCGAACAGCUGCCCGACAGUGGUUGGAAACCUCCCUCUUGCACAGAAACGCACGAUGAUGCUAACCGUCCCCUCGAUGGUGAUCAAGCAUGGGAAAAAGUGCAGGAACUCAGCGAAGCCAACACUACGGAGGAUGCAUCUGGAUCCCGAGAGGGACGGCAGGAGUUGCAGGCUCGCGGUGACGCGUGUCACGCACCUGUUUUAGGUGAAGGCAGUUAUUGCAGCGUCACUUUAGGUGAAGAGGAAGACAGCAUUGUAGCUUACGAUGGUAAACAAGACGAUGAAGCCGGAAAAGCACAAGUCGAAACAUCAAUCCCUCCAGGUUCCACGCAACGUGGAGCCGGCUUCCUGCAGGCUUCACGUUGCACUAGUGAUGAAGCGCUAUCCACAGCUAGCAUUUCAACAGACCCAGUUCUUUGCGGGCAUAGAGCCCAACCUAUAUCAUCAACUAACAAAAACGUGGCACUACCAGAAGUCCACUUGCCUGUACAACCCUGCACAAAAGUAAAGGUUUCGUUUGCCGCCAGGAGGCCCAAUAGGGUUCCUGCGAGAGGCCCGCUUCCCGCGCCCUUGCCAAAAGCUGAGCUGGAUCUCGCCAGGGAUAUCUGCACUAGGGAAAAGCCGGAAGAUUUAUGUAGGCAGCAGGAAGCUAAUCCUGCAUGGCUACACUCGAAAGCAACCCGCCUACUAAUUAGUGGGGACGCAGCAGCGGCAGAUGAGGCAUACAGCUUAAUUUUACACCCAGCCAAGCAUCAUUGCCUUCACCGACUUGCUUUUAUAAAGGCAUUGUCAGGGCGAAGCCUGGCCCGGCUCUCUUUAGGAGAUGCGGAGAAGGUCAAACAGGAACUGCACCGUGAAGAGGAUGCAGCAGCAGCUGUAGCGGGGCAGCUUCAACACAAAGGCCUAAUACAUGAGGAGAGUUUGUACUUGCAGCACGUCCUGCUCGCUCGACGUGCUGCAGCAUUCCUGAGACUUGACGCGCUGGAAGAAGCGGCAAAAAGCCUCGAAGAACUGCUGGAGCUUAAACCGUCACAAACGCCUUCCACAGUUUAUCAUACGCAUGCUGACGGCAAUUGCAAAUUAGAUAAUCAUAGGACCGCCGUAUUCGCGGACUUGAUGCACAUAAGAAGGCUUCAACAUUUGCGGAAAGUGAAGGAAGAGGCUGACAAUGUGUUACAAUUGGCGUUGGCAACACACCAAGAGUGGAUUGCUGUGCAUUCCCCGUUACCAGAACCACAAGAAGCCGGCUGCAGUCACGAAAAGCAGCAACCGGCAACAGUGGACGGAAAUGAUCCCUCUUGCGAUGUUGCACAAACGGAACCAGUUCCAGAAUUCACUACAGUGGCUUCCUUGCUCCAAGCAGCGGUGCAAGCAUCAACAACUGAGAACAGUUUUUUCCCAUUCCCCGUAGCAGCUGCCACAGUGCUUGCAAGCAUGGCGCUGGCUCUCAUGCAACUACAGCAGAGUUCGUCGGCUUCAGUGGCAGGAUCAGCUCUCACAACUGCGGAAAUACUGAUUCAACAUGCAGAAGAACGCCUUAAGCUCCAGCAGAUUGAGACACUAAGGUCGCUCUCACCAACAGAAGAGGCAGUGGACAAAGCUGAUCAUGACAGGCUUAUGUCAAGCAGGGGUCCCACAGAGUAUCCGCAUUGCCCUUCAACGCGCUAUAGUGCUGGGCAUCUCGGAGUGCUUCAUCAGGUGCGCCUACACCUGUAUUAUGCACUGCACAACCCAGCACUUCUCUCUUUUGUCGUGACAGUCAACACAAUAUCAUUAAAGGAGCCUCGUGAGAACCACUGUGCACUGGGAACCUGGAUACACAACUUUCACGAAAUUGUCGCAACUCGUGCACGGGAACUGGCUUGCCUUCUCUUGGCAAGUCUGGAACCGCGUCUACCCUCAGCAGCCUGCAAGCAGACACCUAACUAG
This is a messenger RNA of Eimeria maxima, 2421 nucleotides long. RefSeq lists its product as hypothetical. The coding region runs from base 1 to 2421 and encodes 806 amino acids. Gene Ontology annotation, biological process: cilium movement; outer dynein arm assembly; inner dynein arm assembly. Lineage: Eukaryota; Apicomplexa; Conoidasida; Eucoccidiorida; Eimeriidae. The record is from RefSeq and is a predicted model, not a curated record. The transcript is spliced from 5 exons.